GCGGGUCAUCCUUGGAAGUGGGUGGAGGCACGGCGUCAUUGGGGAUGCACCUUUUCCAUUACCUUGGGACCUUAAAUAUCGCGGGAAGCUACCAGUGGACAUGACAGAUGCUUUAGCACAGACACGAAGCUCGGGACGAGAUGGGAAUUGCGUUCUUCCUCCUUCAAUAAUUUUUGACUUUUCCAUUUCACAGUAUCUCGCACAAUGGGUAACUUCACGACGUUACUAUUGGUGCUUCUGGUGCUGAGCUUUGGAGCUCAAUCCCAGACCGACUUCUCAGUUACUACAACCUCAAAUUAUGCUUGGAAUCAGACUGAGUGGUCUUUGACUACUACAAAGUUCGUUCCGGGACAGUACCAAUCUCGCAUGUCUCUUGCCAAUGGAUACACUGGAACUUCUCUUUCUGCCGCAGGACCUUUCUACGAAACGGACGUCAACCAGACCGAUGCAAGCGGUACUCAACCUACAAAUGGCUGGCCCUUGUUCGACACCAGAAUUGCUUUCUCGACCAUCUCAGGCUUCUAUGACGUUCAACAAAAUGGCAGUGGAACAAACUACCCUUGGCUGAAUCAGUAUGGUUGGGAGUCGUUCAUCAGUGGUAUUCCGCACCCGACUGCAAUUGUUUUUGCUUUUGGGGACAACUAUCUGGAUGCAACAGUCAAGAACACCACACUCUCCGACUUCCAGUCAAAGAUCUCUUUCAAGACUGGGGUUGGCGAGUGGUCUUAUACUUGGAGCCCACCAAACUCUGCCGCCACUUUCAAUGUUUCUUACACCGCAUUCUUCAGCAGAGCGAGGCCGAACGUGCUUGCUGUUAAAGCUAGCAUCACGCCCUCCAAUGACAUCAGCGGUACCAUCACCGAUUUACUGGAUGGCCGGAGCGCUGCCAGAUCCUAUCUGAAUACCAAGGGAAUGGAUACAAAUGGCAGCACUAUCUACACCUCCGUACAUCCCAAUGGACUUGCGAAUAUCACGGGAUAUGUCAUUUCUGGAGCCAACUUCUCAAAUGCCUACACGAAUGCAUCGUCUAGAGCUGCUGGGAGUGGACCGUAUGUUCCCCAGAACGACACUACAAUUUCCCAGUCAUUCAAAAUCAACCUCAAGAAGGACAAGACAGCUACCUUUUACAAAUAUGUGGGGAUUGCAUCCAACGAUAAAUUCCCCGAUGCAGAGUCAACUGCUCGCGGGGCCCAAGAGACCGCUCAAUUAAAUGGCUGGGACACAUUAUUCAACGAACAUGUGACUGAAUGGUCCAAAAUCUUGACAGCAGAUUCAGUGGACGACUUCACUGAUCCUGCCACCGGCGAGCUUCCUGAUGAUGUGAACACCAAGAUCCUGCAAAUUGCAUCAGUGGCCAACACCUACUACCUCCUCCAGAGUCUUCAGCCCGAUGGAAGCGGGUUGAACGACAACAGUAUUUCUGUCGGUGGUUUGGUCUCCGACUCUUAUGCUGGACUUGUAUUCUGGGAUGCCGAUUACUGGAUGGCUCCCGGCCUGAAUCUUGCCUUCCCGGGCUGGAGCAAGCAGAUUAGUAAUUUCCGCAUUAAACAACAUCCGCAGGCUUUGGAGAAUGCCAAGUUCAAUGGGUAUCCGGAGGGGAGCGCACUCUACUCUUGGACGACGGGGAGAUAUGGAAAUUGCACCGGAACAGGGCCUUGUGUUGACUAUGAAUACCAUCUCAACUACGACAUUUCCUUCAACCUCUUCCAGCAAUACAACAUCACCAAUAACAAGACUUGGUUCGACAAUGGACCGAGACAGGUUAUUGAAUCUGCAGCAAACAUGACAGGAAACCUUCUCAAGUAUAAUGAGACGACGAAGACAUUUUGGCUUCGCAACAUGACUGAUCCAGAUGAAUAUGCCAAUAACGUUGACAACGGCGCUUUCACAAUCGCUAGCGCGGCCGAGCUGCUGAGGCUUGCCAACAAUCUGAGAUUAGAUCAAGGCCUUCCAAUCAACGAUACUUGGCAGACACAAUGGCAGAAUAUUGCUUACCCAAGUGCUCCGUCGAACAUCACCCUGGAAUAUCAGACGAUGAAUAACAGUGUUGCCGUCAAACAAGCUGAUGUAGUGUUGUUGACGUAUCCGCUUGAUUACGGCGAGGACUACAGCGCUGGUGACAAGCUGCUCGACUUGGAUUAUUAUGCCAACAAGCAGUCUCCUAACGGACCUGCUAUGACUUACUCAGUUUUUGCAGUGGAUGCCAAUGCAUUAUCCCCAAGCGGCUGCUCCGCUUACACCUACACGCUGAAUGGCUUCUUGCCGUAUCUUCGUGCACCUUGGUUCCAGUUCUCUGAGCAAGCCGUUGAUGAUGUUGCUCUGAACGGAAACACCAAUCCCGCCUUCCCAUUCCUUACAGGCCAUGGAGGUGCAAACCAAGUUGUACCGUUCGGAUUUUUGGGUAUUCGAACCGAUCAACCAGUUCUGUAUCUCGACCCCUCCCUGCCUCCCCAAAUAUCCCACGUGAAAGUCCGUACUUUCUACUAUGCAGGCGCCACUCUUUCUGCCUCUAUGAACACAACCCACACGACUCUCACGCGCCUAUCUACACCUGCCUCAGCAGGCGUGAUCGAUCUCUACGGAAACACCGCUCUCCCCUUCUUCGUGGGAACGCCAGGCUCACAAACCACGGACUACAAUCUUGCCAUCAACCAAACAGUCACCGUAUCCAAUCGCCUAUAUUGGCAAAACCUAACCCACGCCUCCAACCUCCUCCAAUGCCUUCCCGUAACAAGCGAAGACGCAUACGCACCCGGCCAAUUCGCCCAAGCAGCCAUCGACGGCGCGACCUCCACGCGCUGGCAGCCAGCAAGCAACGAGUCUGCCUCGCUGCUCGUCAACAUGACCACCGUCCCUUCUCAUCCAGUUUCAGGAAUCUUCUUUGAUUGGGGUGGUCGCCCACCAAAGAAUGUCAUUGUUGAAUUUGGCAACAGCACGGAUGGGGAGAGCCUUUUUGGGACUGGGAUUGUGAUUGAGAUUGACGGCAUUACACCUGAUGUGCCCUAUGAUGCUGCGGCUUAUGCUGCCAGUAGUCAGCAGGUGGUGCCUGUAACGGGGAAUACCACCACCGUUGAUGUUGAGGGUGGUGCGUGGAGCGGGGAUUAUGUGAAGCUGAUUGUGGAGGGAUGCUGGGAGGAUGAUGGGGAGGGUGCAACAGUGGGAGAAUUCGUACUUAUUGGUGCCUCGUGAUAUCUGGGAUGAGGUGGUUUGAUUUGGAACUUU
Hyaloscypha bicolor E is the source of this 3222-nucleotide messenger RNA. RefSeq names its product carbohydrate-binding module family 32 protein. The record is from RefSeq and is a predicted model, not a curated record. Gene Ontology annotation, molecular function: carbohydrate binding; alpha,alpha-trehalase activity. Lineage: Eukaryota; Fungi; Ascomycota; Leotiomycetes; Helotiales; Hyaloscyphaceae. Gene Ontology annotation, biological process: trehalose catabolic process. The transcript has 3 exons. The coding region runs from base 205 to 3189 and encodes 994 amino acids. Gene Ontology annotation, cellular component: fungal-type cell wall.